Anastrepha ludens (Mexican fruit fly) is the source of this 2529-nucleotide messenger RNA. RefSeq lists its product as uncharacterized. Lineage: Eukaryota; Metazoa; Arthropoda; Insecta; Diptera; Tephritidae. Gene Ontology annotation, molecular function: zinc ion binding; nucleic acid binding. The transcript is spliced from 3 exons. The record is from RefSeq and is a predicted model, not a curated record. Bases 1 to 2529 code for a protein of 842 amino acids.
AUGACAACUGAAAUGAGACCAUUCCUUUGCGAUAGCAUCGACAAGUCGUUAUUACGAAGUGGACCUCAACUGCAGGAAGUUAUUUUCAAUACUCCUGGCGCUCUGGUAGAAGCUGACGCUGAAAAUAAAGUUGAUGUGUUCAAGGUUUUGGUCGAAAAGUUGAACAAUUACUUUACACCAAAGCGAAAUUCAACGUUCGAGCGGCAUCUGUUUAGAAGCAUUGCGCCAUUGGAAGGAGAACCAUUUAACAAAUUUUUAUUGCGUUUAAGACACCAAUCCUCUAAAUGUUGUUUUGGUGAAACCAAAAGUGAAAUCGAAGACAUUGCUUUGAAGGACAAAAUUAUUGAUUCUUGGGCUAGCGUAGAUUUAAGGAAACGUCUCCUUGAAAAGGAGCAAAGCUUAAAUGAAAUUAUUGAGACGUGCCAGAUUAAUGAACAAAUCCAAAAGCAAUCGCAAAGCAUGAUUUCUAAGCAGGAUAGUGAAGUGGUUAAUAAAGUAUAUUCAACUAUGCAAAAGGGUAGACGAGGUGGUGGUGAGUGUUCCAGAUGCGGUCAACGUGGUCAUGUGAGUUUUGACACAAACUGCCCGGCAAAGAAAUCGAAAUGUAACAAAUGUGGGUUAGCGGGGCACUAUGCUCGGAAAUGCAAAACUAAAGGCUUAAAGCGGAAACAUGAAGAAGCGGGGUCGGGUAUCUCAAAACAAAGGAAGUUUCAACCAUCAAAGGUAAGGUGUAUUGGGAAACUCGAAGACGAUUUUUCAGACAACUCAGGUGAAUAUGAUUGUCUUCAGGUAGAAACUUCUACGUUAAUGAAUGAAUUUAUAAAAUGCAACAUCGGGGGGCACGAAGUCACUAUGAUUAUAGACUCGGGCUCGCGGUUUAAUUUGUUAAGUCAACAAGCCUGGGACGAAUUGGAAAGUAGCAAAGCAAUUAGGUGGAACAUUCGCACUGAAACUGUAAAUCAAUUUAAAGCAUACGCGGCCAAUCAGCUUUUGAAAGUUCUGUAUGUUUUUGAGGCACCAGUGGGGGUCAGAAAACAAUCAGAAAAGAUCGCCACUUUCUACGUUAUUAAAGAUGGCAAGCAAUCUUUGCUUGGUCGCGAUACUGCCAUCCAGCUUAAAGUAUUACAAUUGGGUCUGGGGGUGAACAACGUUGAGAUGAUGCAGCCGUUUCCUAAAAUUUCAAAUGUAAAAAUCAAAUUGUCGUUGGAUCCGGCCAUAAAACCGGUUAAGCAACCAGUACGUCGUAUCCCAAUUGCACUUGAGAGAAAGGUCGAAGACAAGUUAAACGAAGCACUAGCCAAAGACAUUAUUGAGCCGGUUACGGGGCCAUGCGGUUGGGUUUCACCAAUUGUUGCUGUUUUCAAAGAGGGUGGAGAAAUACGCCUAUGUGUGGAUAUGCGUAGGGCUAAUCAGGCGGUCUUGCGCGAAAACUACCCACUCCCAACUUUCGAUAGCAUCAUGACAAAGUUAAAGGAAGCCAAGUUCUUUUCUCGCCUAGACCUCAAAUGGGCUUAUCAUCAAUUGGAGCUUGAGGAAUCAAGUCGUGAGAUUACCACUUUCAUAACCCACAAGGGAUUAUUUCGGUACAAGAGACUUAUGUUUGGCAUUAGCUCUGCUCCGGAGAUUUUUCAACGCGUUUUGGAGGAGUUAUUAUCAACAUGCAGAAAUUGUUUAAAUUACAUUGAUGACGUGAUUAUAUAUGGAAGCACUAAAGAAGAGCACGAUUCAUGUGUAAAAACGGUACUUGAGGUAUGCAGAAAAAAUAAUAUAUUACUUAAUCAUGAGAAAUGCGUAUGGGGUGUUACAAAGCUCAAGUUUUUGGGGCACAUACUAUCGGAUGCUGGCAUACUUCCCGAUCCAGACAAAAUAAAAACUAUUCUGGAUUUUAGGGCACCACAAACAAAAGAAGAAACCAGGAGUUUUCUGGGCACCACAGGGGCAGCUCCAACAGAACUCAUGUACAAUCGCGUUAUUAGAGACAAAAUACCUGGAAUACACGACAUAACGGAUGAUAUGCUGGACUCGGCAGCUAGAGACCUCGACAUAAUGAACAAGCAAAAAGGGAAAGAGAAAGGGGAUAUGGCAAGGAAAGCAAAGCCGUCCGAUAUAGCUCCAGGGGAUAAAGUACUACUUCGAAAUGUCGUUUUCUCACAUAAGCUAACACCAACGUUUGACCCCACGGAGUAUGAGGUCUUAGAUCGGGAUGGAAAUGAAGUUACAGUGAUGGGGAAUGGGAAAAGAGUUCGCCGAAAUAUAAGCCAGGUAAAAAAGCUGCCAUAUUGUACGUCACACAACCCCGACGAUGUAACUACUACUGUUGAAGACACCGUUCCAUCCACUGCCCCGGGAACGUCUUUACAUUCAGCUGCACCGACAUCGGCGCCAUCAAAGAACACAUCUUCAGGAACCCCAAACCACCUCGCCACCCACCGACCCGGAAUCGACGCCCCUGCGGAGGAAUCCAAGUUGCGCUUGAAACUUUAUAAGGAGGGAGGGAUGUGGAGAUCCGUAAAUGAAAACGACGUUUAG